Penicillium pulvis is the source of this 1854-nucleotide messenger RNA. Its product is annotated as fungal specific transcription factor domain-containing protein. The coding region runs from base 1 to 1854 and encodes 617 amino acids. The transcript has a single exon. The record is from RefSeq and is a predicted model, not a curated record. Gene Ontology annotation, molecular function: RNA polymerase II cis-regulatory region sequence-specific DNA binding; DNA-binding transcription factor activity, RNA polymerase II-specific; zinc ion binding. Gene Ontology annotation, biological process: DNA-templated transcription; positive regulation of transcription from RNA polymerase II promoter by galactose. Gene Ontology annotation, cellular component: nucleus. NCBI's taxonomy places the organism in Eukaryota, Fungi, Ascomycota, Eurotiomycetes, Eurotiales, Aspergillaceae.
AUGGCACAGAAGUCCGAUCGACAUAAUCCUUGGGAAGGAAUCCAAAUUGGGACCGCUCGCUCUCCAAACUCAUCAUGGUACGGGUCGUCAUCGCUCUUUCAUUUCAUCGGGCGCAUGAAUAGCUACUUGGGUGCAAUCCUCCAGCAGACCCAAAUGAGCAACCAAAUGGUUCUUCAUGGAACCGCAAGCACAUUAUUAAACGGCAAAACCGAGAACAGCUCGGAAGAUGACUGUCAGCAAGCUGCCCUUUCUGCAGAGGACCCCUUCACAGCGGGUCAAUUCUUGAGUCCAAUCCAGGAAGAAUACUUUCUCGACUUCUUUUGGAAAUCUUACCACACAUGCCUCUUCCCGAUCAUCAAUGAAGCCGAGUUCAUGGACCACUACCGAUCACUGUGGGCAGAUUCUGGGGAUAAAAGAAGGCCUGCCGCGCUUGUGGACAUUGUAGUUGCUCUUUGCAUGCAAUAUGGUGUCUCUCAAAUACCCCCUGAGCAGCAAAAGUCCAUAAUCGGUGGAGACCCCAGUGUCGCCGGUCGUUGGUACUUCCGACGUUGUCAGCAGCUAGUCACUUACCAGCUCGAAAGUCCCACUGUAUCGACAGUACAAACUCUGAUGCUCUGUUCCAUAUACCUGUGUAACGGGUCUUUUCAAAACAUGUCAGCGACAUGGGCUGGUAUGGCUGCGGAAGCGGCUUAUGUUGCGGGGCUUCAUAUAGCCCCAUCACCCAACCUUCCAUCACCGGAACGUGAACUGAGGAAGCGUCUUUGGUGGGCUCUUUAUGAGCUAGACGCCAAAAUCGGUAUGAAAUUGGGUCGACCAUUCCUUCUCCAUCGUUCUCCUACCGAGCCCGGACUUCCAGAUGAUCAACCUGAAACCGCAAAGCAAUCCGGAUCUCAAUUGGCCAACUCGGGUGAGAACAAAACAUGGCUUAGCUUCCACCUUGAAAACUCGAAACUUUUUGUUAUUGCACGCGAGAUUCACGAGGCUUUCUACGCAAGAGAUGUGAGCCUGGUCCAAGGCCAAACCAUCUGGGACGACCCACAAGCACUAGAGUCACACGCAGAGUUCCUGCAGCUUUGCGCAAAACCUCUAGACCAAUGGGUCGAUGAGUUACCCAAUGCGCUCAAGACCAGCCGACAAGAAAACAGCACCCCCUACUCCACGGACGGAUCAAAACUGGACAUUGAACCAUUCGCACCGGUCUGGCUUCAGCGUCAGCGCCUGAACCUGGAGUUGAUUUACCACAACCUCUACAUCAACAUACAUCGACCAUUCAUCUCUUUCGUCGCGGGACCACCAUCAGGUCGGACAGAGGAGCUGGCAACUAAAUGCGCUUUUCACGCUAUGGAAAUCACCAAAAUAUUGCACCAAACACUAUCCUCAACGACCAUCCUAACAGGCUGGCAUGAAGCAUUUCAAUGGCAAUGGAACGCAUCAAUGACUCUCGUCGGAUUCAUCCUAGCCCAUCCAAGAAAUACUCUAACACCAGAAGCCAUCAAAGCAGUCGAUCUUGCCAUAAUAGUCUGUGAAAUAUUCGGGGAACGCUUCUCCGUUGCGAAAAGCGCAGCAACCAUCUUACGAAAUCUUGGUCCUAAAAUCAACUUCUUAUUGCAGUACAACUCAGAGAUGCAAGGUGCACCGAAUGAUGGAAUCGAUCAGGGAAUUCUCAAGCCGGCGACUAGUACAGAAUGGCUAGAUAGCCUGAUGGGUGAGACUUCAUUUGAUCCGUCGCUCAUGAUGCCUAUGCAAGAUGUGUUCCAGAUGGCUUUUUCAAUUGAGCAGUGGAGUGCCUUGGAUAAUCUUUUGCCUGAAUUGGAAGGUGAUCAGUGGAACGCUCAGAUUAUAGGGGCUUUCUGA